Molecule: messenger RNA, 513 nt
Organism: Capsicum annuum
Lineage: Eukaryota; Viridiplantae; Streptophyta; Magnoliopsida; Solanales; Solanaceae
Exons: 1
Coding region: 1-513 (170 amino acids)
Source: RefSeq, a predicted model, not a curated record
AUGCUGAAAGAGUUAAGCUUAAACAUUAUUCUUCUUGAGGUGUUAGAGCAGAUGACUGGAUAUGCUAGGUUUAUGAAGCACCUGGUUACAAAUAAGAAAGGGCCUAUUAUUGAGGAUGUUGAUGGCUUGCACCAUUGUAGUGCAGUUACUACUAAAUCUCUAUCUCAGAAAAAGGGUGACCCCAGAGCAUUCACUAUACCAUGUACUAUUGGGUCAUCUCGAUUUGCUAGAGCCUUAUAUUUCUUAGAAGCUAAUAUAAAUUUGAGGUCACUGGCUGAGUUUAAGAAAUUGGGCUUGAACCCUCCUGAACCAACUACAAUGCGACUGUUGAAGGCUGGCCGCAUGGUGAAGAAACCUAUGGGAAUUUUAUUUGAUGUGAUUGUGAGAUUUUAUAACUUUAUCUUUUUGGCUGACUUUGUCAUUCUAGACUAUGAGGUUGACACCGAUAUGCCCAUAAUAUUGCGGAGACUAUUUAUGGCCAAAGGUAGAGUGACGGUUGACAUGGGAAAUUGA